GACCCCAACCUUCGGGCGACGGAGGAGAGAGGGUGGAAAGGAAGGUAAAUGGGGGCGCGGCAGUCGAGUGCCCGCUCCCAGGACAAGGGCCCCAAGGGGAUGGUGCUGCUGGGCGGGAGGCAGAAAUUGUCGCCAUGGGACGACGCCCUGCUCUCAGGAAAGGACCCGCGGUCUCUGCUGCAGCGGGGCAUGCGCCACGUCAGCUUCAGCCUGGUCACCAAGGGAAUGACGGACGUCCCCGACUUUCUGUGGGGCUUGUCUGAGGUCCAGAAACUCAACCUGUCUCACAACCAGCUCAGGCUUCUCCCGCCCGACGUGGGGAAGCUGACUCGGCUCGUGGUCCUGAACUUGUGCGGGAACCGCCUCAAGAGUCUGCCCCGAGAAAUCAGCCUCCUCAAGAGCCUGAAGGUGCUGUUUGUCAACAUGAACUGCCUGACCGAGGUGCCGGCCGAGCUGAGCGCCUGCCAAAGCCUGGAAGUCCUGAGCUUGUCGCACAACCGCCUGUCGCAGCUGCCCGCCAGCCUCGCCGGCCUCCCCAGGCUGCGGAAGCUGAACCUCAGCAACAACGCCUUUGCUCACAUCCCCAUCUGUGUGUUUGCGCUGAAGGAGCUGGAUUUCUUGCACGUGGGCUCCAAUCGCCUGGAAAACAUCGCUGAAAGCAUCCAGUGCCUGGUCAGCCUGCAGAUCUUCAUCGCAGAGAGAAACAACAUCCACUCCUUCCCGCGGUCGCUCUGCCUACUCACAAGCCUGGAGCUGCUGAACUUGAACAACAAUGACAUCCAGACCCUCCCAGAUGAACUCUACCUGCUGUGCAGACUGGCCAGGAUUGCUUGGAACCCCAUGGACAAAGGGCUCCACAUUUCCCAUAACCCUCUCUCCAAGCCUUUGCCGGAGCUGGUGGAGGGGGGCCUGGAGAUGCUCUUCAGCUACCUGAAGGAUAAAAAACACACCUGACGUGGGCCCCGGAGGCACGGACAGUAGCCAGCACAUCGGGACUCUGUCACCCGGGUACUUCUCUAGUCUGAACUUGCUCUUCUUACUGUCUGCGUAGGUCAAUGCUUGUGUUACCAUUUGCUAAAUCGUAUCGCACACCUGUUGUAGGGAGGUGUUUGCUUCCCAAAUAGGGAAGGUUCCUAAUAACCCCCAAAAUAUUAUGUUCA
Molecule: messenger RNA, 1160 nt
Organism: Ceratotherium simum simum (southern white rhinoceros)
Lineage: Eukaryota; Metazoa; Chordata; Mammalia; Perissodactyla; Rhinocerotidae
Gene: LRRC30
Product: leucine rich repeat containing 30
Cellular component (GO): cytoplasm
Molecular function (GO): protein binding
Source: RefSeq, a predicted model, not a curated record